AGGCUCUGGAAGGCAGUAUGGCUGCUCCUAAUGUGUGUGCAAGGGGGAGUUUCUCUGUUCGCAUGUGAAUGUGAGGGAAAGAGAGAGAGAGCGCUACUGUAGAGCUGCCUGGGAAAGCGGAGAGGAGUGGACGGAGCUGAGGAAAAAAGCGGCUCUGAGGAGAAGAGAGGGAGCUACUGCAACACACAGGAAGAAUAGGAGGGCAGGACGGGGGAGUGUGGAGCCAUUAAGGAAUACACAGAACACGGGGAGGACUGGAUUCAGUGCUGGUGCAUUGAGUGCCGGGGCUGUUCGCUGCUGGCGCCCCAGCUGUCUGCCUUUUGUGGCUCACAUGAGGAUUAUUUUGCGGCUGACUGAGGCUAAUGACGGGCACAGGAAAAUGACGAGAGCCAUGUGAGGAAAAUUUAAAUUCUUAGACACAGUGAAUGCCAAAGGGAGCUCGGGUUGUAUUUCUCUUUCCCUAUUCCGUUGUAAUGGAACAACAGAGACUAAAGUGUUGGACGGUAAAUCCUGUCAGUCUCCAGCAUCGAACAGCCUCUGCAAUCCUUCUGGUUUUGGCCCUGUUGUCUCUGGAAUUUCAUGAUGCUUCUCUCAUCAACACAUUCCAUGCUGAGCAACGAGACUGGACUUUUAGUCAUCUGACUGUGCAUCGGAGUACAGGGGCAGUAUACUUGGGUGCAGUAAAUCGGAUAUAUAAGCUAUCAGGAAAUUUGACCCUCUUGGUAUCUCAUACUACAGGUCCUGGAGAGGACAACAAGUCAUGCUAUCCUCCUCAGAAUGUCCAGCCAUGUAGUGAACCUCGUACACUAACCAACAAUGUGAACAAACUGCUGAUUAUUGAUUAUUCAGAGAACCGACUGUUGGCUUGUGGAAGUUUGUACCAAGGUGUAUGUAAACUUCUCCGUCUUGAUGAUCUUUUCAUUUUAGUAGAACCAUCCCAUAAGAAGGAGCACUACCUCUCUAGUGUCAAUGAGACCGGAACAAUGUAUGGUGUAAUUGUUCAAACUGAAGGACCGGAUGGGAAACUGUUUAUUGGAACCGCAGUGGAUGGCAAACAAGAUUAUUUUCCAACUCUUUCAAGUCGCAAGUUGCCCAGGGACCCAGAAUCUUCUCAUAUGUUGGAUUAUGAACUGUACAGUGACUUUGUGUCAUCCCUCAUAAAGAUUCCUUCAGAUACUCUGGCUUUGGUCUCCCACUUUGAUAUAUUUUAUAUUUAUGGUUUUGAGAGUGGCAACUAUGUCUAUUUUCUCACUGUGCAACCAGAAACUCCAGAAGGUAUUUCCAGCAAUUCUGCUAAUGAUUUAUUCUACACCUCGCGUAUCGUAAGGUUAUGUAAAAAUGACCCAAAAUUUCACUCCUAUGUUUCUUUGCCAAUUGGAUGCACCAAGAAUGGGGCCGAAUAUAGGCUUCUGCAAGCGGCCUAUCUAACCAAACCAGGUGCCACGCUUGCUAGGUCCUUAAAAGUCUCAGUUCAGGAUGAUGUGCUAUUUGCUAUUUUCUCUAAAGGUCAAAAGCAGUAUCACAAUCCACCAGAUGACUCCACGCUCUGCGUUUUCCCCAUCAAGACUAUUAAUGGACUUAUAAAAGAGAGACUACAGUCUUGUUAUCAAGGUGAAGGAAAUCUGGAGUUAAAUUGGCUUCUAGGAAAAGAUGUGCAGUGCACAAAAGCUCCAGUACCCAUUGAUGACAACUUCUGUGGUUUGGAUAUUAACCAACCCUUGGGCGGACUAAACUUGGUUGAGGGUGUUACAUUAUAUACAGAAAGCAGAGACAGGAUGACCUCUCUGACCUCCUACAUCUACAACAAUUACAGUGUGGUGUUUGUGGGAACCAAAAGUGGCAAAAUUAAAAAGAUUCGUGCAGAUGGUCCUCCGUAUGGUGGCAUUCAGUAUGAAGUGGUAACGGUGAUGAGAGAUGGAAGUCCCAUUCUAAGAGACAUUGCUUUUUCCUCUGACAACACAUACCUUUAUGUUAUGUCGGAGAGGCAGGUGUCCAGAGUUCCGGUAGAGUUAUGUGAGCAAUAUACUACAUGCGGGGAGUGCUUGAGUUCUGGGGAUCCUCAUUGUGGCUGGUGUGUUUUGAAUAACAUGUGUUCUCGGAAGGAUAAAUGUGAACGUGCAGUGGAACCUUCACGGUUUGCUUCUAAAAUAGAACAGUGUGUUAAGGUCACUGUGAACCCCAACAGCCUUCCAGUUUCUGAGCACAGCCUUCCGCUCACUCUGGAAGUCACUGAUGUCCCAGAUCUUUCUGUUGGGGUAACUUGCUCAUUUGGUAACAUUACUCAGGUCGAGGGGCAAGUGUCUGGCAAUAAAAUUGUUUGUGUUUCACCAUCCUCAAAAGACGUACCCAUCAUUCCUGCAGAUCAAGACUGGUAUGGUGUGGAACUUCAACUGAUUUCCAAAGAGACCGGAAAGAUUUUUGUGAGCACAGACUUCAAAUUCUACAACUGCAGUGGUCAUCAACUGUGCUUGUCCUGUGUGAAUAGUGCAUUUCGCUGCCACUGGUGCAAAUACCGCAACCUCUGCACUCAUGAUCCAACUACAUGCUCUUUUCAGGAAGGCCGUGUCAACGUCUCUGAGGACUGCCCACAGCUUGUACCCACAGAAGAGAUCUUGAUCCCAGUUGGGGAAGUGAAGCCAAUCACGCUUAAGGCCAGAAACCUGCCCCAGCCACAAUCAGGCCAGAGGGGUUAUGAGUGUGUUCUAAACAUACAGGGUGUGAUGCACAGAAUGCCUGCUUUGCGCUUCAACAGCUCUAGUGUCCAGUGCCAGAAUAGUUCGUAUUUUUAUGAGGGAAUGGAUAUAAGUGACCUGCCUGUGGUUUUCUCGGUCGUCUGGAAUGGAAAUUUCAUCAUUGACAAUCCACAUGAUAUCAAAGUUCAUCUAUACAAAUGUUCGGCUCAAAGAGAAAGCUGUGGUCUCUGCCUCAAAGCUGAUCAUAAAUAUGAAUGUGGAUGGUGCAUUGGGGAAGGACGGUGUACCCUGCAACAUCAUUGUAUAUCUAACCAAAACCGGUGGCUGGACUGGUCCAGUAGGAAUGUAAAGUGCACCAACCCACGCAUUACUGAGAUUCUCACUGUGUCUGGACCACCUGAAGGAGGCACCCUAGUGACAAUCCGUGGAAUGAAUCUUGGGUUGGACUUCUCUGAGAUUGCUCACAAUGUGCUCGUAGCUGGAGUACAGUGCACUCCAGUGCAGGAGGAAUACAUAAUCGCAGAACAGAUUGUGUGUGAAAUGGGUCCAGCUCAAAAUGCAUUCAGCUCUGGACCAGUGCUUCUUUGCGUUGGAGAAUGUAAACCAGAGUUCAUGGCACGAUCCUUGCAGCAGUACAGCUUUGUGAAUCCAACAGUUUCACAUCUUAGCCCAAGCAGGGGUCCUGAAUCUGGGGGUACCAUGAUAACGAUAACAGGCUAUAAUCUUGGAGCUGGUAGUACCGUUUCUAUCCGCUUUGGAAACCAAACCUGUGAAUUUUAUGGGAGGUCUCUUAACGAAAUUGUGUGUGUGUCUGCUCCAUCUAUUUAUGGCAUGGGUCCAGUUCAUGUGUUUGUCAGCGUGGACAGAGCCCAGAUAGAGAGCAACCUACAGUUUGAAUACAUUGAUGACCCUAAGGUCUUCCGCAUUGAACCUGAGUGGAGCAUUGCAAGUGGUCACACAUCCCUUACAAUUACUGGUACCAACCUUGAUAUCAUACAGGAGCCAAGAAUUCGAGUGAAGUAUAAUGGCAAGGAAUCUGUGAAUGUAUGUAAGAUAGUUAAUGCUUCUUGUCUGAUGUGCUGGGCUCCAGCCCUUACUCCAGAAUAUCGUCCCGGACUGGAUGCUGUGGAGAGGCCAGACGAGUUUGGAUUUAUCUUUAAUAAUGUGCAGUCACUACUGAUCUUCAAUAAUACCAAAUUCAUCUAUUACCCCAACCCAACAUUUGAGCUUCUCAGCAUUACAGGCAUUCUUGAGCAAAAGCCCGGAUCUCCAAUUAUACUAAAGGGAAAGAAUCUGUGUCCACCUGCAGCAGGAGGGGUAAAACUGAAUUACACUGUUCUGAUUGGAGACACACCAUGUGAUGUCACUGUCUCGGAAACCCAGCUUCUUUGCGAGUCGCCUAAUCUUACUGGCCAACAUAAAGUGACUGUCCAUGUUGGUGGCAUGGUGUUUUCACCUGGUUCUAUCAAUGUGUUAUCAGAUAGCCUCCUAACUCUUCCUGCUAUUGUAAGCAUAGCUGCUGGUGGAAGCCUCCUUCUUAUCAUUGUCAUCAUUGUGUUAAUUGCCUACAAACGCAAGUCCAGAGAGAAUGACUUAACCUUGAAGAGACUGCAGAUGCAGAUGGACAACCUGGAGUCACGGGUAGCUCUAGAGUGCAAAGAAGCUUUUGCAGAACUGCAGACUGACAUCAAUGAAUUAACCAGUGACUUGGAUCGCUCAGGAAUCCCUUACCUGGAUUAUCGUACCUAUGCAAUGCGAGUGCUGUUCCCUGGCAUUGAAGAUCACCCUGUACUUCGGGAACUAGAGGUGUCGGGCAAAGGACAGCAGAGUGUGGAGAAAGCUUUAAAUUUGUUUGCUCAGUUGAUCAACAACAAGAUUUUCCUGUUAACUUUUAUCCGCACUCUGGAAAUGCAGCGUAGUUUUUCCAUGCGUGAUAGAGGGAACGUGGCAUCUCUAAUCAUGACUGUUCUACAAGGAAAGCUGGAAUAUGCCACAGAUGUUUUGAAACAACUACUGUCGGACCUAAUUGAGAAGAACUUGGAGAACAAGAAUCACCCCAAGCUUCUGUUGCGGAGGACAGAGUCUGUGGCAGAAAAGAUGCUGACUAAUUGGUUUGCUUUCCUUCUACACAAGUUUCUUAAGGAGUGUGCUGGGGAGCCCCUAUUCAUGUUGCAUUGUGCAAUCAAGCAACAGAUGGAGAAAGGACCUAUUGAUUCCAUCACUGGAGAAGCUCGCUACUCGCUUAGUGAAGAUAAACUAAUUCGACAACAAAUCGAAUACAAAACGCUGAUCUUGAAUUGUGUGAAUCCUGACAAUGAGAACAGCCCGGAGAUUCCAGUGAAAGUCUUAAACUGUGACACUAUCACACAGGUCAAGGAAAAGAUCUUGGAUGCAGUAUACAAAAAUGUACCAUUUUCUCAGAGGCCAAGAGCAGUUGAUAUGGACUUAGAGUGGAGACAAGGGCGGAUUGCAAGGGUUGUUUUGCAAGAUGAAGAUAUAACAACUAAGAUAGAAGGUGACUGGAAAAGGCUCAAUACCCUUAUGCACUACCAGGUCUCUGAUCGAUCGGUGGUGGCACUGGUACCCAAACAAACUUCAUCAUACAAUAUCCCAGCUUCAGCUAGCAUAUCACGAACUUCAAUCAGCAGAUAUGACUCCACAUUCCGAUAUACUGGCAGCCCCGAUAGUCUCCGGUCUCGUGCGCCUAUGAUAACUCCAGAUCUAGAAAGUGGUGUUAAAGUUUGGCAUCUGGUAAAAAACCAUGAGCAUGGAGAUCAGAAGGAGGGUGAUCGGGGGAGCAAGAUGGUAUCUGAAAUUUAUCUGACACGGCUUCUGGCCACUAAGGGAACAUUGCAAAAAUUUGUGGAUGAUUUGUUUGAAACAUUGUUCAGUACUGUGCAUCGUGGGAGUGCUCUGCCUCUUGCCAUCAAGUAUAUGUUUGACUUUCUGGAUGAACAGGCAGACAGACAUGGCAUCUAUGAUACGGAUGUAAGACACACGUGGAAAAGCAACUGCCUACCACUUCGGUUUUGGGUGAAUGUCAUUAAGAACCCUCAGUUUGUGUUUGACAUACACAAGGGUAGCAUCACAGAUGCCUGCCUGUCUGUUGUGGCACAGACAUUCAUGGACUCUUGUUCCACCUCAGAGCAUCGGCUUGGAAAAGAUUCCCCUAGCAACAAGCUUCUGUAUGCCAAGGAUAUUCCUAAUUACAAGAACUGGGUUGAAAGGUAUUAUGCUGACAUUGCCAAGCUCCCAGCCAUUAGUGAUCAAGACAUGAAUGCCUACCUCGCAGAGCAGUCUCGUAUGCAUGCAUCAGAGUUUAAUAUGCUAAGCGCUUUAAAUGAGAUCUACUCGUAUAUCACUAAAUACAGUGUGGAGCUAAUUACAGCCUUGGAAGAAGAUGAACAGGGGCGACGACACCGCUUAGCUUACAAAGUGGAGCAGCUGAUAGUGUCCAUGAGUUUUGACAGCUGAAUUAUAGCGCAACCUUUUAUCCACAAAAUGGAGACAGACUCCUGGUAAAGACUCGGAUAUAGAGCUGCAGGGUUCCCUGGACUUUCCUUCCAACUGUGAAAAAGUGAAUAAGGCAUGAGUUAGUCUAACAACUGAUUGCCUAACAGAAUGGAUGGGAAGGAAUGCAAACCUUCUCCAAAUUUCCAAUUUCCUCUGAAAGCCUGAAGAAGUCACUAGAAUUUCAGUGAGCCCAGCAGAACCUUGAUUGCAUGCGCAACAUAAAUUAAGAGACUGCAUAAAAAGAAAAGAUUCAACUUUUAUGUCUGUUGGUUCAGUUUGUUGUUUAACUUGUUUUUUCUUCAAAAGACUAUUUUUUUAUUUUUAUUUAUUGUUUUUUGGAUGGGUGAGAAAUGUGUUGAAGGAUACAUUGUUUUUUCACCCAAAAAGGAGAAAAAGGAACAGAAUUUUCAUAAAAGGCCACUCUUGGCUGAAUUUGCACUGGUUCAUCUGAUAACCUUAAUUAUAUGAGUGGGUGAUAUACCUCCACUACCAGCUGGUCUACUUGAGAACUUUAUAGCCUAAGUUGAAACUGUACUGAGUGUCACUUAAAUUCACCAGCUUAUUAUGUGAUGGAUUCCUUGUAGUAAGAGACAUUGGCCUAAUAACACAGCAAAAUGAUCAGUCUUUAUGAACCUGUAACAUAUUCUGUGCUGACACCAUGGCUUGCUUUCAAAGAAAGUUUUGAGAUCCUUGAAGAUGCGUAUAGCAGUUGGUCUUAAGAGAGCAUAAUAAUGUGCAUUAGUUUGUUUUCUUUCAUUCUACAAUCACUUUAGCGCAUUGAGAGGGUAUCGGUAUAAGAGAUUUUGAAAAAUGCCAUGUUAUGAAUCCCAGCUGAAUAUGGUCUGUUUAAAUUGUUAGCUGUAGACCAAUAGUUAUUUAACAGUUUUUGUUACAGGCAUGAUAAUCAAGCCUUUUUAUUAAUAAUAUGCAUAUGGUUUAUCAUAAUAACACUAUGCAUUGUGUUCAGUGGCUUAUGAAAGGAAGCUAUCGACAUAAAUACAGCACUGAAAUAUUUCUAAAUCUGUCAAAGCUAGUACAUAUUUUUCUGGGAUGAUAUUAUUUUUGAAAUAGACAUCCAUUGAGUACAUAAGAUACAUAUAUAUGAAAGCUUAUUUUUUUGUUGGCUUUUUUGCAGUUUGUGAUUUCUUUUUACACCAUUACUAAAGUUCCAUGUGUGCCAAAGGGGCUAUAAACUUACCUACCCAAAAGUACUAUAGUAGCCUUAUAAGUCAACAGGAUAAAAUAUAUUUAACAUUAAAAUGCCCAUAGAUGCUAUAAGACUAUGGAAUGUCUAAAACUGGAUAUAUUCCAAUUGGGGCCCUAGGCAACAAUAAUAUAUUUGGUCCCCUAGCUUACCUCAAACCAGGCUAAAGACAAACCUGUUUUUUUUUCUUUGUGUAUUAUUCACAUUGAAUCAAACCUUUUACAACGUAAAAAUCUGACUUCAGCACAGUUCUGUUAACUGUAAAAGGGGUUAAUGUACAAUAUGUUAAAUGUUGUUAUCAGCAAAGUACUGCCCUGUAGCAGGACAUUAAAAAUAUAGCUGAUUUGUUGGGAAAUGGAUUGCAUUCAAGUGCAUUCUUUGAAGAAUAUUUUGUUUUCACUAGGCAUGAUGUCAUACAAAGAUCCCCCCAAAAAUCUGAUUUUGAAAUAACACACAUGUACAGUAGACAUCUAAGAACAUAGGUUGAUCCAACAUGAUUAAAGAGCACAUUUCCAGAUUAUAAACAUUAAACUAUUUAUAGAUUCAUAACAAGCAGUGAAAAAGCUUUAACAUCUUGCUGGGAGUUAGUCCUUUAAUGACAUCAGUGACAGCGCAAAUCAGUGGCACCGGCUAAAUGCAUAUGUGUAGCAGCAUGGUGUUAACGAACACUACCAUGCGGCCACAUAUAUAAAUGUACAGCCAGUGAUAACAGGUUAAAACAAGACAUUCAUUACCUCUCUAAAUGCUUUUAUUGUAAAUGUAUUUUAUUUACAGAUUGCAACAAAGAUGAGUUGGUUUUGGUUGGUUGGUUUUUAGUAACUUUGCUAUUAGUUUACAUUAGAAGGCUGGCAGCUUUGAUAAGCUUUUGGUACAACAAAAAGUAUGGAGGGAAGUGUUAAGAUUUUAAUCCCGGUGUUGUGAACUUUGAAAAUUAAUUUCUUCACAAGGUUAGUGAAGAAAUUAGAAAUGAAUGAGGGAUUGUUUAAUAUGCUUUUACUGCUUGUUUAGAAUAUGUAAAUAUUUUAGUGUGCAUGAACUGGGUACAUCUUUCCUUUAACAUAAAAUAAUGAUAGAGCAGAACCACCAUUUUAUUUGUGUGCUGCUCAUAAAUCUGAUUCUUGGCAGUUAAAGUAUAUCCAAAGACAAAACUUUAAUGUUUAUCUGUCUUUCUUUUUUUUUUCUUUGCUUUUUUUUGGGGGGGGGGGGGGGAAUGAUAAUUAUAAUAAUAAUGAGGGGUGACAAUUCUUUUGUUGCUGCCUGUGUUCUAUUGGGGAGACUUUUCUUUUUUUGGUGUGGGAAAUGGUCUCUCCAAAGUAAGGGAAAUCAUCUUUGUUACUAUUCCUGACAUAUGGAAAAUUCUAAAUGUUUUACCUCACUUUGAGGCCCAAUGAUACUGGUCCCUAGGAUAAAUUGAAAGGAUGAAUCUCCCCAGUGGCGACACAGCAGUAAAAGUCUGGCAGAGGUCUAACCUUUACCUUGUCCAAAAUGGAAAAAUGUUUCCCUUAAAAUAUUUUAACCACUUGAAUCCCCAGUGCCAUUUUGAAAUGUCACUGGGAAAGCUAAUUAUCCCAGUGCUGUUGUAAAAUGGAACCCAACUGCUUUGUUCAUACACAUCUUUAUUUCCAAGAUUCCCCUGCUAAAAGUAUGUAAAGUAUUGUUUUUUUUUGGUCCUUUGUAUGACACCAUUCCUGAUGAAAACCGAUAAUUUGUAAAAGAUUACACAAAAAUAUACUGCAAAAUUGUACUUUCCAGAUGUAUUUAUUGGUACUGUACUUCUGAGGACUGUGUUAUGUUGAACUGUGCAAAAACCUCUUAUAUGGUUGUCUUCUCUUUCAAGCCUUUAAAGACCCCACUCUGCUCUAAUGUUACACCUAUGCAAAAAAGAGAACUGAUAAAUUAGCUGAAAAGUAAUGAGAGCAGAGGGUAAAAUGUGCUUUCUGCUUUCUGUUUGUAGUUGCGUGAGAAAUCUCAUCAUCAUUAUUUCUUCCCUGUGUACCUGUGUGCAGACUGAGGGACAGUCCAAAAUUGUAGUGUUACUGUUGGCUGUGUUUUGCUUUGAAGCAUUUGAACCAUGACCAUGGUCUCACAUAAUUUAAAACAAUAUUUACAGACAACGCUGUACAACCACUUUUACCUACAGGUAAGCCUAUAUUCAGGCUUACCUGUAGGUGCUGAAAAAAUUCUCCUAAACCUGCACGUUUUAGGAGAUAUUUUCAAUAUACCCGUGCGCCGAUGUCUGGCGCUUGCGCACCUUAGAAAGGGCACGAUCGUCCUGUUUCUAAAAGGGUCAUGCCGUGACUGGCAGCUCACGUGUAGCCAAGCAGUACAGCAUAGUUUAAUGCUGGUCAGGUGAUCUUAGUGGGAAAAAAAAACAUACAUCACAUGCAUCAGUAGGUUGUAUGUCUACACAUUUGUCUAGUUUUCUCUGACAUUAAUACAUUCCAAGUCCCAUACACAUAAAAUUACAAACUAUACCACUAUUCCACAGUCAAAUGUGGUAAUGACUGUCACUGUUGUAUGUGGGUAUGUUUACAUGAGCUCAUCAGCUUUCAUUUCUGUUGUUUUGUUGCUCACGUCAUCUUCAGAUAAAAAAAGCUGAUGAUCAUAAACAGUGUGGUUGGCUGUUGGGGAUUCUAUGUAGAUGGGCAAAUGCAGCAUGUUUUCAAGUGCUUUUCACUUUCUUUUGAGGUUCGUUUUAUAAGAUUUAGAGAUUCUUUUGUGAUUCUUCAGAGGUGCCAUUGACUGGCUGCUGACCUCAUAAGCCACACCAGGCAGUGUUUGCAUCCCCAUUGAUAUGUAUAGGGAAAAAAGCCAUUCUGAUGCAAACAAAUACCCAUAUACUCACAACUUUUGUGUGGCAUAAUAGGUCCACCUUGAGAUAAUGGCCGAAUGCAAGGUCCAUCUGAGGCCUGGACCUUCUAUAGGGAACCUAAAAGUCAAACAUAUCCCUAACCCAGUCACUAACUAAACAACGCAUUUAACUAAUAUGAGCUGAGAACGAUGGAAGACCAACCACAAAUUUCCAGUCCAGCUGGUUGAAUUGUCUUCCUGUGGUGGUGUUUUGAGGAUGUUAUUUGUAAUCCUCAGAUAAUUGCCUAAACCUAAUUGAACAUUUUAUUUAUAUUAUUUUCUUUAUUCUUUUCUGGAAAAAAAUGUUUUUGUUUUUUUAACAAGACAAUUAAAUAAUUUUUAAAUAAACAUCUAAGAGUUACCACUUCCAGCAGAUGUUGAGUUAGGAAAUGCAACUUUAGGUUUUCUGCAUAUUAUUUUACUGUAAGCUGUGAAUAGUCUGAAAAGUAUGCGUUAUGAAUAGGCCUGAAUGCAAGUGAUGGAAUCACACAAAAUCAGCUAAAUGUGACAGAGGAGGAAUAUCACCCCGCCUUCUUAAUUGGCAUAUUCAGAAUUAUAUGGAUCUUAAGUUUAACAGAGACAACAAGAUAAAGAGCAGUGCUAGGUUGCUCUGCAAAGUGUCAUAGAAUUGCCCUUCACUUAAUAUUUAUUUGUAAAAUACAGAUUUAUAAAAGUAAUAUAAAACAUUUAAAUGAUCCAUUUUCAAAUUUGUAAAUUAAAAAAAAAAAAAAAUUUCUCAAACAUCCCCUUGCUUGAUUAUGGUGUUAUAAUGUCUUUUUGAGCCUCUCAGGAUAUUUACAGCAGAGCCCUUGAAAGGAAUAAGUUAGAGGAAUUCUGCUUUUUAAAGUUAGGAUAAGCUAAUAUAUUGAUAUUUUAACAGUCCAUAUUUCCAAUAAUAUGAUACAUUUUGUAGCUAGGAAUGUCAAAUAAAACACCACUGAGUGAAACAAGUAAUUAUUUCACAAAAGUGUUUAGUUACAUUGCAAACAAUCCACUGUGCAGGUUACAGAAUUUAUAUGUAUAUGUCGUUGCGAUGUUAAAUUGAUUGUGAAACAGGACAUUAUUAAGAAUUGACUGCCAUUCCUAGCUGUUAUUUUUUUAAAUGAGGGAUCUUAUAAGUGGCGGAUUGUGUUAAAUGUAGUAUUAUUCUGCAUUGUUCUCAGGCCAGCGAAUGCCAUAGUGUUAGGCUAAAAAGAACACAAUUGUUGAAUUUACAUUAUGCACUUUUUAUGAAACGUGUUUUACAGCUACUGCAAAAGCUAGGGAUCCAUCCCCUGCCACUAAUACAGUGCCAUAUAAAUUGUUAUGCCCCAUAUGCUAAAACAUGAGUACAUAUUGCAAAAUAAUAAUAAUCUUAAAUCUAGCUAAACUUUUGCUAUGGUCUGAGCCAGGUCUGUGGGGAAGCUGAGGGCUGCACCUAAAUGGGCACACAUUGAAGUGUAAUAAUAUAGGUAAUAGUUGUAUUACUAGGACCGUGCGUUUUAAACUAGCUGUAGUAGAACGCACGCAUGUGAUAUUACCAAUCAGAAAAUAUUGUAUAACAUGAGCUAGAUGUGCUUUAGCCACACUUAAAUCAGAUCUAAGCUUGGGCACUUCAAAGAUGGAAGUCAAGUCUGCUGUAACUGACAGCUUUUUUCAUGGAAAUUCUGCAGCCGUUCUUUUGCCAAAUUCCUCUUUGGUAUUCAUUCUGCACUACUCUAUUACGCUAUUAAAAGACAGCACUUCUUGUUUCUAGAACUUAGUCCUAUUCUCCAAAUGCCAUUUAUCUAAUCUAGUGAUAAAAAGCAGGAGUGGGUGGGAUAUGCUCCUAAUAAUUGAAAACUACUGAGAGGCUACUGUGAGGCUUGAAAAACAGAGUUUGCUUCGGCACUGUCAGGUUUGUUAAAUUACUUUACAGCUUCUAAUAGGGAAUUUAUAUGUUAAAUGUACAUUUUGUACCACAUUAGAUAGUACUAAUUAAACCCUGAUAAUAGGUAAAGUUAACAAUAUAAGUAUAGGUCUUUGUCAAAACUGCAGCAGCUUGUUCACAUCAAUCUACAAUAUCUACACAACUUCAUGUUGUUCAUAUUAUGUUGCCUUCCAAGCACUGCAUUUAAAUGUUUUAAGGGAAAUAACAGAGUUUUGUAACGCCAAGCAGUUUAUUAUGACUGAGAAAAGCCGAUAAACAAGUAUACAUUUAUGUACAAUUUGUUUUUUCAUAAGAACUAUGUUUGUCCUUAAAAGCCCAAAUGAAAUGAUGAACAUGGGAGCUAUGAGUGCCAAAUAACCAGUUAUGGCCACGCUCGCGCACAUUGUGAGUACAUUGUAAAAGUACCAAACACUGUAAAACACUUUUGCAUUUAGCAAAUUAUUAUUUUGCAAAAUGAAAAUAGAGUUGAAAAAAAAGUCAUAAUUUUCUCUCUUCCUAUAUCGUGUUUGUUAUGAUGAUAAUUUGUGAGGUUUCUCACAAGAUGCCUACAAGCAGGGGAUCCGUUACUAAGUAUUUGUGUCAUCAAAAUCAUUGCCCGCUAGGCCAUUUAAUGAUAUGUUUACAGCAACUAUUACUUGAAAUGUUGGAUAUUCAUUUGCUAUCUCUUUCUUUGUAAUCUUUGCUCUUGGAACACCUGCCUCAUGUAUAAUUUUAAAUUAGUAAUUUUAAGUCUGUUGCAACGUUUCCUAACUUACUGUUUUGUACAGUGAUAUAGCAAAUGUAAGUAGUAUCAGGGAAUCUCUCAAAGUCUUUAACUAGGUAAAUUAUGUUCAGAGAAGUGUUGUAGCCAAUAGAAAUUUGUUUGUGUCAAGGGUACUUUUUACGUACCAUCAGAAGAAUGUGACUUAUGCCACCCACUUUUUAAUGCAGCUUGCUAGUCUCCCACCUGCAGACCAAAGCCCCUUUUCACCGUCUGUUGCUGAGUCCCUCUUAAAACUAGGAGACCAAGUAACAUAUUGCUGGGCAAUAUUUGCUGGCCUCUUGCAUAUCAAAGGCUUUAUCUGUGUGUGAUGUUUGCAGUUGCUGAACUUUACUUCAGAAUAUACUGAUCCACUGUGUCUCCUGCAUUCCAGACUUUGUUAACCAUAUGCCUUCUUGCCAAAUCAAACUAAAUAGUUGCUGUAUUUUUGGUAGCUGAAUGAAAGUUGAACUGUAAUGUUUGUAUUUCAUUCAUGUCAGUUUAUGUUUGUUAUUUGAGUUAUCUACUCCCAAGUGUCAGAAGGCGGAAUAACAUUGCUGAUAAUAUUGAAGGGCAGAAAUGUUUGCCAAAAUCUGGAUGGUUCAUUACUACAUAGACUACUCUACUUUGCCACUGAUAAUGCUCUUGUUUCUCAGUGUGUCACAAGAUGAACCACACCAACCAAUCUGAUUGCUGAAUGUUGGGACACCCUGCUCUCCAGUUCUGCUGCACUUCUGUAAGAGUAUUGUGUCUUUGUUUUUGCCUAUUUUUUAUAUCUGCUUUGCUUCUUUUCUGUCAUUUUUACAGUUGUUGUGAAAAAAAUGUAAGAAAGUUUUAAUUAUUUAAAAACUGUUCGGAGACAAAAAAAGUUUUGUUAUUAUUUUAAUAUAUUAUUGUGUACCUAUUGUAAAUAUGAAACACUCCUAUUUUGCAAGCCAAGGACCCACUUUGUACUAUUGUUAUAUAUAAAUAAAGUUUACUGGAAAAAUGU
Molecule: messenger RNA, 13899 nt
Organism: Rana temporaria (common frog)
Lineage: Eukaryota; Metazoa; Chordata; Amphibia; Anura; Ranidae
Gene: PLXNA2
Product: plexin A2
Exons: 32
Coding region: 426-6167 (1913 amino acids)
Biological process (GO): regulation of cell shape; regulation of GTPase activity; negative regulation of cell adhesion
Cellular component (GO): semaphorin receptor complex
Molecular function (GO): protein binding; semaphorin receptor activity
Source: RefSeq, a predicted model, not a curated record